Acanthamoeba castellanii str. Neff is the source of this 2967-nucleotide messenger RNA. Its product is annotated as PH domain containing protein. The record is from RefSeq and is a predicted model, not a curated record. Gene Ontology annotation, biological process: signal transduction. The coding region runs from base 1 to 2967 and encodes 988 amino acids. Gene Ontology annotation, molecular function: GTP binding; GTPase activity; GDP binding. The transcript is spliced from 16 exons. Gene Ontology annotation, cellular component: plasma membrane. Lineage: Eukaryota; Discosea; Longamoebia; Acanthamoebidae.
AUGGAGAUCGGAUCGGGGAAAGAUGGGGAGGCAGAUGGAGGAGGUGUCUAUACGAUCGCGGUGGUGGGAGGAGGCGGGGUGGGCAAAUCUUCCCUCAUCCGUCGAUUUAUCGAGCGGGUAGGCAACAAAAGGAACGAUGAAGCGGAGGAAGCCAUAGUCAAGACGGAUGAGGGCGAAGGAGACGAAUACGAACCCACUCUACGCGAUGAGUACACCAUCCGCAUCCACCUAUCCGCUCAACGCUCCUGCGUGGUGACGUUCAUCGACACGGCGGGCCAGGAGCAGUACGUGGAGGCGCGACGCGAGGCCAUCGGCUCGGCCCAAGGCUUCCUCCUCGUUUACGACGUCACCCAGCGGAUGAGCUUUGAGGAGUGCGAGGGAUUCGUUGAUGACGUUUGCCGCGCGAAGAACAAGGACUCGCGAGAUCUGCCCAUGCUCGUGCUGGGCAACAAGAACGACCGCCCCGCCGACAAGCAGUCUCUGAUUGCUGUGGCCGAGCAGGUGAAAACUGAAGACUUGCAAUGUUUUGGCGAUGACAUCGGCUGCCCGUGGCGGGAGGUGAGCGCCGCGGACGGGAUGGGCGUGGAGGAGGCGCUGCGGACCCUGAUCGAGCUGAUCGACGUGAGCUUCAGCCGGGGCAAGGAAGGGGUCCUGGCCAUCACACCCAGCACCCUCAAUCGCUGGAAGAAGUACUGGUUUGUGCUGAAAGGCGACGAGCUCAACUACUUCAAGAGCACCAAGGGCAUGCCGAUCUUGUCCAAGCCCAAGGGCACCAUCAAGUUGGAGGGCAUGAUCGAAGUACGACGAGCGCACAAGGAUGUGGGACGCGAAGAUGCCCUGGUGAUGGUCAUGCCCACCGGCACCUUCUACUUCGGAGCCAAAAGCAGGAAAGAGAGGGAAGAAUGGCUCGGCGUGCUGAAACGGCACGUGCGAGCGGUGAUGAUGAAGAAGUUCAACUUCCCCUUCGAAGGGGAAACCGCGACGGAGAUCGGCGAAAGCUGCACCAGCGAUUUGGACCAGGGACGAUACCUCACCACCACCGCCGGCGAGCGCGCAUUGCUGUUCGAGAGCUCUGGCAAGAUCAGGCGAUCGAAGAAAAAGAGCACCAAGGCGAAGAGCGGCGAUCUUUCGCUGAGCAGUGGCGACGUGCCGACCGUGAUAGACAAGAUAAGCAAGAGAGAGAAGCAAGAGAAGAAAGAGAAAAUGAAGAAAAAGAACGAAGAGCGAGAAGGCAUGCCGCUGGUAAGAGAGGACGAAGAGGAGGAAAAGAACGAAGCCAUCGAUGUCUUUACCAUAGCCGUGUUGGGCGGUGGCGGAGUGGGCAAGUCAUCACUCAUCACACGAUUCCUGGUCGAUGAUUUCUAUGGCGAGGACACCGCCGACCCAACGUUGCAGGACGAGUACUCGGGCCGCAUUGUGAUCGACAACCGCGUGGUGACGUUCAUCGACACGGCGGGCCAGGAGCAGUACGUGGAGGCGCGACGCGAGGCCAUCUGCUCGGCCCAAGGCUUCCUCCUCGUUUACGACGUCACCCAGCCGAUGAGCUUCGAGGAGUGCGAGGGAUUCGUUGACGAUGUGUGCCGCGUGAAGAAUCAGGACUCGUCCGAGCUGCCCAUGCUCGUGCUGGGCAACAAGAACGACCGCCCCGCCGACAAGCAGGUUUCAACUGAAGAGCUCCGGAAGUUUGCCGAUGCUGCGGGGUGUCCCUGGAGGGAGGUGUGUGCGGCAUCGGGAGACGGCAUCAAGGAGAGCCUGUGGGCGCUGAUCGAGCUGAUCUCCGUCAGCCGGAGCAACGGCAAGGGAGGAACGCUGUGGCUCUCGUCCAGCACCAACCCGCGAUGGAAGAAGAAAGACGAGCUGCGCUACUACAAGCACUCAAAGGACGUUCUGUUCGGUAAGCAAGCCGGAGGUGUGAAACUGGAGGGCAUGAUUGAGGUAAGAAGGGUGGGCAGCGAGGUGAAGAGAGAGCACUCACUUCAGAUGGUCACCUCCCUCGGCACUCUCUUCUUCUCUGCCGAAUCCGAGUCCGAGCUCAAUGCCUGGGUGGACGUCCUCAAACGCCACGUGCGUGCUGUUGGGAUCCGCAAGUACAACGUCACGCUCCACCCGGAGCGGGGCAAGGAAGGCAGGGACGGCGAGGGCGGGCCUGUCGCGAUGAGCGACCGAAACGAAAGCGAAAGCGAAAAUAAGAACGAAAGCGACGUCGAGGGAAGGAAGAAAAAGCAGACCUGGGCCGCGGCGGAAGAUACCACCAAUACGUCGAGCAACGACUCUAGUGCGAGAAAGGAGCGCCAGGAGAAGCGAAACACGCCGAGCAAGAUGCUGAUGACGUUCCUCCGCACCUCGCUCGCCAAUCUCAAGGAGGGCAGCGGUGACGCGACCAACCGACUGGACAGAAGCCCAAGCUCAGGCGGCAGCAGUGACGAGGCUGCAUCGCCGCUGUCGGGCAGUCCGUCGUCGUCGGGUCGCCGACGCAGCACGCUGUCGCUGGGCCGCAAGAGCGGAAGCAUGUACGCACCGUCUCGAUCGGCUCCGUUACCGGCCGUCGAGGAGCGCCAGCGGAGCCAGUCGGUCGCUCGGCAGGACCACGGCGAUGGCACAACGGGGUCGGCGACCACCUCACUGCCAGGGUCACCGCAGCGAGCCGCUGUAAAGAAGGAGGCGACGCGGCGGAAGGCAAAGAGCGAAGACGACGACGAGUGGAAGAAUGUCUUCGGCGCCGAGAAAGCGAAGACGGGAGAAGCAAAGAACGAAGAGAAGAAAAAGAACGAAGGCGAAAAGAGGAAACAGAAAAACGAGGACGACAAGAGCGAAGCAAAUGAGACGAGCGAUCUGGCUGCCUCCAAGACUCAAGUGGUGACCUCUCCGCGACACAGAAAGAAGAAGGAAAAGGAAGAGGAAAAGGAGGAGGCCGACAGCCACACCAAACUAACCAAGAAGAACAAGAAGGCAAAGAAGGAGAACUGA